AUGCUCCGGGACGAAAUCGAGCUGUUGAAAAAGGGCGAUGCGAAUCCGUUCAGCAAGAAAGAGAAGAAAGAUCGAUAUGCCGAGAUUUAUCGGCAUAUCUGCGAAAGUCUUUACGCUUAUCUUGCCGAUAACAUGGAAAGCCUCAUAUUUGAGCACAACAGGUCAAAAUUUGUUGCCGCAUCGUUGGAGAUCACAAGUGACUACGAUCUGUUCGAUCGGCAAGUCCCACUCGAGAUGCGAAAGCAUUGUAAUGAAGCCAUAGCGCAACUGGCUAAGCAGGAGUUGGGAUCUUGGAUCUGUUGCAACAAAGGUUGUCAUGUAUUGUUGAAAAUGAUUCAGUGCGGAGCGGAUAUUGUUAGACAGAAGGUGAAGGAGGCUGUCAACAUGAAGCAGCUCAAAGAAUAUACCUUCAAAGGAGCCAUGCUCUUAGUGCAGGAAAUUGCAAAGAGCUGA
Cylicocyclus nassatus is the source of this 453-nucleotide messenger RNA. NCBI's taxonomy places the organism in Eukaryota, Metazoa, Nematoda, Chromadorea, Rhabditida, Strongylidae. The record is from the annotation of a GenBank genome assembly.